Molecule: messenger RNA, 1443 nt
Organism: Rhinocladiella mackenziei CBS 650.93
Lineage: Eukaryota; Fungi; Ascomycota; Eurotiomycetes; Chaetothyriales; Herpotrichiellaceae
Exons: 1
Coding region: 1-1443 (480 amino acids)
Source: RefSeq, a predicted model, not a curated record
AUGACAGCUAGUCGUGCUAUCGAUGAAAAAGGACCUCCCAUGUCCUCCGCCGACAAAAAGCGCGCCAGAGACCGGCGAGCCCAGCAAAAGAGACGGGAAAAGAGGGAGGCACAUGUGAGGAAGCUCGAAGAAGAGCUUGCUUUCUAUCGGGACCAGCAUAGACCGCAGCAUUACCGUCAACUGGAGGACACCAUCGAUAAACUGAAGAAGCAGAACAAGGCUCUCUUGGAGAGACAACAGGCACUACUCAAGCUGCUGGUGGAUUGGAAUGCCGACACAAUGGCUUCGACAGAUCUCUUGCGCCCUGAGGCUUACCCCGUGCCGGCCAUUGCUCGCGCGGCGCCGCGGACUUCUGCUGAAACUGAAGCGCCUGAAAGCACUCUGCUGGUAUCGCCUCCCGUGUUAUCUCCAGGGAUAUCACAUCCUACAGAAGAGCCUCCUGACCAGGCUCGUACGCCAGAGCCCUUGAUAGCUCUCCCUCCUCAUGGCGAUACCACCGUCACGCAGGUCUCUGCACAAUUUGUCUUGAAUGCCGUCGUUGCACUUCUCCAAAAACACUUUGAUAACAUUCGAUCCUCAUUACCGGCUCGCGGAGAUGUCCCCUUCGACUCCUGCCUAGGCAUGGAUUCUCCGCCUACAGGUUCACAUUCAACUGAGCACCCAGACCGACAUCGAUCAAUUAUCAGUCCUCUAACCGAGAGUCUCCCUGAGAGACACUCAGAAGACUGGUCCGACUCAACAGUCACCACAUUAGACAAGAACGACCAUCAUCGACAUCCAGAAUCCGGUGGCUUGGAAAUCUCCCGACGUAUGUCUGUAUCCGUGCCUUACUGGGCUCAAGUACCGAUGAGCGCCGCCAAUAUUCAGAGCGAAUCCUAUUGCCCAUGGCUUUCCUGUCCUGAUAUUGUGUCCAUCAUGCCUGAUCUUCCUUAUCCGCAAGACCUUUUGUAUGGUUCCACCAAAAAUCCAGUGGCGAAUUCGAUUUACAUCACAUUGAAGGACUACAGCUUUGGCGUCAUGGAGAGGCUAGCCUGUGGCUGGCUUGUAUACGUUUACACCAAGUGGCGUAUUUGUCCUUCGGAAGAGCGAUAUCUCAAUAUCCCUGCUUUCUUCCGUCCGACAUCUCUACAGUUAACCCAGCCACAUUGUCCCAUGUUUGAUAAUCUAGUCUUCCCUCAACUGCGGGAUAAUUUGAUCAAAUAUUUUCAAGACUCUAAUAUGGACGAGAUUUUUUCGCUUUUCUCGACCAGUGUCAACAUCAGGUAUCCUAAAAAUUUGGAGUGUUUGAUACCUGACGACCAGAACCACCUCAUAUUCUCACCGAACUUCUUUAUGGCGUUGACACGACUAGAAUCGUGGACUUUGGGACGCGAAUUUGCUCUCAAGUAUCCACAUUUCGCCGAAGGAAUACCGACGGUCACCUCAGCACCUGCAGUGAGGUAG